AUGAAUCUGCGGCUCUGCGUGCAGGCACUGUUGCUGCUUUGGCUCUCCUUGACUGCGGUGUGUGGAGUGCCAUUGAUGCUGCCUUCAGAUGGGAAUGGGAUGGAGGAAGGCAACCUUCACUACCUGGUGCAGCCCAGAGCUUCAAGGAAUGGACCGGGAACCUGGCAGGGUGGCCGGAGGAAAUUUCGCCGCCAGCGGCCUCGCCUCUCCCAUAAAGGCCCUAUGCCUUUCUGA
This is a messenger RNA of Dipodomys ordii (Ord's kangaroo rat), 234 nucleotides long. RefSeq names its product apelin (gene Apln). Gene Ontology annotation, molecular function: hormone activity; apelin receptor binding. The record is from RefSeq and is a predicted model, not a curated record. Gene Ontology annotation, biological process: signal transduction. Lineage: Eukaryota; Metazoa; Chordata; Mammalia; Rodentia; Heteromyidae. Bases 1 to 234 code for a protein of 77 amino acids. The transcript is spliced from 2 exons.